UCUCUUGGGUGAGGCAGAGUAUAAUAUCCUGGGGAUCUCCCCGUGCGGCACAGACGGGCCCCCUUCUCGCCCUCGUUCUCCUCCCUGUUCCGGCAGCUCGACAAUCUGGAUUUGAAUUACUUGCUUCUCAUUUCUUACUAUUAAUAACUUUUUCCCUUUUUUUCAUGCGUUAUGUAAAAACCAAGAGUCCCCUACUUCUACUACUAUCACCUCUGUGUUCUCAGGCGUCUGGCGGGCUUCCCGAGCUUCUUUGAAGUUUGGUCAGGAGAAAGCCAUGGCGUGGGCGUACAAUACGCCUGACGGUACGCCGAACAAUGGGCCAACCAUUGUUGCCGUUGCACUGUCUGUGACGGCGCUGGCUCUUGUCGCGCUGUGUCUGAGGAUCUAUGUCAGAACGAGGAUUACAAAGGCGGUCGGUCUGGAUGACUGGUUGAUCAUUGCUAGCUGGAUUGGAGCCUGCGGGUACACUUCAGCAACUGUCGUCCAAACGAAAUGGGGCCUCGGGCUGAUUGAACUCGAUACCAUGCCGGACGAAAAUGUCCUCAACUUUGGCAAAACGCAAUAUAUCGGCGCGCCGUUCUAUGUUCUCGGCAUUUGGGGCUUCAAGACCAGUCUGCUCGUAUCCUACGUCCGUUUGGUACCUGGGACGUACCGACUGUUGCCCAUCUCGAUUGCCGCGAUUGUUACAAUGGCACAUAUAGCCUUUAUGCUGGUUUUCUUGUUCCUGUGUAUUCCGGUCCAGAAGCAAUGGGAGCCUCUGGUGCCCGGCCAUUGUGCUGAUGCGGUUCCCUUUUACCUCACAUUCUCGUCUUUGACGAUCAUCUUUGACGUAAUCACGCUCGUCCUCCCCUUUCCCGUCCUCCUCAAGCUCCAGAUGAAGAUCCGUCGCAAAAUCGCCCUCCUAUGUCUCUUCGCCUUGGGUCUCUUCGUCACCAUUGUCCAAAUCAUCCGCAUCCAAACCAUCAGCAACCUCUCCAACUACCUCGACUCCGCCGAAGCCAUCAAGUGGUCCAUUGUCGAGACAGCCGUCGGUAUCAUCAUUGCAUGCGUGCCCACGCUCGCGCCCCUCGUCACGUACUUCUCCGAGAAGACGCGCAGCGGUGGCAGCAGCGGCAACACGCCCGCCAGGCCCGGCGCUGAGGGCCCUUAUGCACUGCAGUCGUGGCGGGCGACGAAGAGCGGCAUGAGGCCCUUGGGCAGUACCGCCGGUGGAGAGAACGGGAGCGAGAAGAGCACGGAGAAUAUCUUGCAGGGGCCGGUGGCUUCGGUGAGCGAGACGAGCGAUACGAGUGAAGUGCCUGAGCCCCGAGGUCAGGCUGCUUCCGGUGCGAGCAGGAGUAACAACUGAGGGUGAAGGUAUAAGGUUCUUUUUUUGCUGUAAUACUGCUUGCGGGUUAUCGAGUACAGGGAUGGUUGGUUCUACUUUUGUUUGUAUUCAUGAAAGUCGUCACGAUAAGAUAUAAUACCCAAGAUACCCCCCUAUCACGGUUGACUGUUAGUAC
Messenger RNA from Trichoderma harzianum CBS 226.95, 1502 nucleotides. RefSeq lists its product as hypothetical. The transcript has 8 exons. The record is from RefSeq and is a predicted model, not a curated record. The coding region runs from base 275 to 1348 and encodes 357 amino acids. Lineage: Eukaryota; Fungi; Ascomycota; Sordariomycetes; Hypocreales; Hypocreaceae.